Messenger RNA from Rubroshorea leprosula, 1613 nucleotides. The record is from the annotation of a GenBank genome assembly. NCBI's taxonomy places the organism in Eukaryota, Viridiplantae, Streptophyta, Magnoliopsida, Malvales, Dipterocarpaceae.
CAUAACUCUCUAAACUCCUCCUCUCGCUCCCGGAAACCUCAAAAAUCCAUGGCGAGAACUUUGAUUUCAUCAUCGCCGUUCAUCGGCACCGGACUUCCGUCGUCAAUCUCUCGCCAUGGCCGCAACACGCUAUCUCCUCGUAGGCUCGCCACUACUACGAGAGUCAGAGUCAGCUUCAACGAAAUCCCUCCGAUUCACUCGUUCGACUCCUCCUCCGUCGACUUCCAAGCGAUGAUUAGCAAAGCCGAGAGCCUCCUCUACACACUUGCUGACGCUGCCGUUGCAGUCGAUUCCGCCGCAAACGAUGCUGCUCCUCAGAAGAACGGCGGUUGGUUCGGCUUUAUCUCCGAUUCAAUGGAAUCCGUUCUUAAGGUGCUGAAAGGUGGACUGGAGGCUCUGCACAUACCUUAUGCAUAUGGUUUUGCGAUUAUAUUGCUUACGGUUAUUGUUAAGGUCGCCACAUUUCCAUUGACAAAGCAGCAGGUUGAAUCAACCUUAGCUAUGCAAAAUCUUCAACCAAAGAUAAAAGCUAUUCAACAAAGAUAUGCAGGCAAUCAGGAGAGAAUACAACUUGAAACAUCCCGUUUAUACAGGCAGGCUGGAGUUAAUCCUCUGGCUGGUUGCUUACCUACCUUGGCUACAAUUCCAGUCUGGAUAGGUCUAUAUCAAGCUCUUUCAAAUGUGGCAAAUGAAGGACUGUUGACAGAGGGUUUCUUUUGGAUCCCUUCUUUGGGUGGACCAACUACUAUUGCUGCUCGACAAAGUGGAGCAGGCAUUUCUUGGCUUAUUCCAUUUGUGGAUGGUCAUCCACCAUUAGGUUGGCAUGAUACUGCUGCCUACCUUGUUUUGCCAGUUCUACUUGUUGUUUCUCAAUAUGUAUCAAUGGAGCUCAUGAAGCCUCCCCAGACAGAUGAUCCUGCCCAAAAGAAUACACUUCUUGUUUUCAAGUUCCUUCCCCUCAUGAUUGGUUACUUUUCCUUGUCUGUUCCAUCAGGAUUAUCAAUUUACUGGUUCACAAACAAUAUCCUCAGUACAGCUCAACAGGUAUGGCUGCGCAAAUUAGGUGGUGCAAAACCUAUUGUUAAUGAGAGUGCAAGUGGAAUUAUUACUGCUGGUCGUGCAAAACGAUCAGCUGCUCAGCCAGCACAGGUGGGUGAAAGGUUCAAGCAAAUAAAAGAAGAAGAGAAGAGGAAGAAAUCGACCAAGGCACUCCCUGCAGAAGAAGUUCAGACCUUGGAUUCUGCAUCUGAUUCUGAUGAGGACUUGGGUGAAGAGGCUAAGGACAAGGGUGAGGAGGUCCUGGAAGAGGCAUAUGCUUCCACUGUAAACCAAAAGGUACCUGACAUUUCUCGGCCAAGAAAAAGCAAAAGAUCAAAGCGGAAGCGUGCUGUAUAAAAUUAUACUGAAGGAUCUGUAGUUUACGGUGAGUCCUGUAUAUCGAGAAAAUGUAUUUCUAGUUAAAAUAUGAAGGCUAUUUUUAAGUUGGCUAAUCCAUUUUCAUGGAAAAUAUCUGAUGAGAAACUCCUAAAUUUCACACAAUAUAGGAGGCGAUCAUUUUUUAUAUUACUGUACACCCUGACAUUUCUGUCCAGUAAUGAAAUGGCAAAUUAGCU